This is a messenger RNA of Xenia sp. Carnegie-2017, 780 nucleotides long. Its product is annotated as nuclear transport factor 2-like. Gene Ontology annotation, biological process: protein import into nucleus. Gene Ontology annotation, cellular component: nuclear pore central transport channel. Bases 83 to 466 code for a protein of 127 amino acids. NCBI's taxonomy places the organism in Eukaryota, Metazoa, Cnidaria, Anthozoa, Malacalcyonacea, Xeniidae. The transcript has 4 exons. The record is from RefSeq and is a predicted model, not a curated record.
CUUGCCGCCGCCCUCCGAGAAGUAAAAGCAAGUGUGUGUUCUCACACUUUCAGUGCUUAUUUGUGUUUUAAACAUCCAAAACAUGAACGAGAACUUUGAACAGAUUGGAAAGGCAUUUAUUGAUCAGUUUUACAAGCUAUUUGAUGGCAACCGUGAAGGAUUAAGACCUUUUUACAGAGAUGAUUCUUUGCUCACGUUUGAGGGCGCACAAAUGCAAGGAGUGAAUGCUAUACUUGAGAAAUUGAAGUCGCUUCCCUUUCAAACUGUACAACAUGUUGUAACGACUGGUGAUUGCCACCCCACAAUUGACUAUGGUGUGCUUGUACAUGUUGUCGGACAACUAAAGACUGAUAAUGACCCACCACAUAGUUUCAGCCAAACAUUUUGUCUGAGACGGGAUCCAGUGAAUCCCAACAACUAUUAUGUUUUAAAUGACGUGUUUCGACUAUCGCUGCAUCAUGGUUAAGGAAAGUUUGUACGGUCCACAUCAAGCAAAGACUUUGGAGCUAAGUAGCUGAAUGCCAAGACGAGACGAAAGUAAAUCUUACAAGUACUGCUGAAAGAUUGCCACAAACAAUACAUCUCGUAAUCAAAAUUACUUUAAAUAACUUUGCUAUAAUAAAAUCAUCAGAGAAUAUUGUUAUUAGAAGACUUGUAGUAGCUAUUCCUUUUUUUUGUCAAUGAUGUAGUUUAAGGUGGGCAAUAGUUUUGUUAUUAUUUUCAAUUUUUGAUGUGUAAAUGAUUUAAGUUUUCUUUCCUUAAAAAGUUGCAAAUUCUAAA